AUGGGCCCCUGUACCGCCUCCUCAUGCUGCUGCCAGGCCUGUAAUCUGCCAUGGGCCCCUGUACCGCCUCCUCAUGCUGCUGCCAGGCCUGUAAUCUCCAUGGGCCCCUGUACCGCCUCCUCAUGCUGCUGCCAGGUCCAGAGUCUUUCAUGGGUCCCUGUACGGCCUCCCAUUGCUGCUGUCUCCAUCGCCACACUCUGCCAUGUGCCACUUUCAGGUCUCCUCACACUGCUGGUUGUGUUCCAUUUUGUCAUAGUAUUUGGUGCUGGCAGAUUACGGGCCUCCAGAUUGCUGCUGCCAGGCCUGUAAUCUGCCAUGGCCCCUGUACCGCCUCCUCAUGCUGCUGCCAGGUACAGAGUGUCUAAUGGGUCCCUGUACGGCCCACCCCAUUGCUGCUGUCUCCAUCGCCACACUCUGCCAUGUGCCACUUUCAGGUCCUCCUCACACUGCUGGUGUGUUCCAUUUUUGUCAUAGGGUGCUG
Staurois parvus is the source of this 481-nucleotide messenger RNA. NCBI's taxonomy places the organism in Eukaryota, Metazoa, Chordata, Amphibia, Anura, Ranidae. The record is from the annotation of a GenBank genome assembly.